AUGAGUACCAUCCAGAAUCUCAAGAAUUUCAUACGUCAUGGCAAACAGGCUCGCCUGGUGACGCCGCAUGCCGAACCUACCACCAACGUUUCCCCCAUCCAUGCCGAGCAACAACGUCAGCCCCAGCGUACCUACCCUCCCGCCGCCGGGAACCUCGAUGCCAUCGACAGCAAAUUGGGUCACUCCCAGGCCCAGCCUCAGCCCGCCCAAAAGUCCCCCGAACAACCGCACUCCCGUCGUGCCCGCGACGCCGAACUCGAGCAGAUCGUCGCCGAGGAAAAGAGUGUCCGCUCCAAGAUGCCUCGCUACCCGGGCCUCGAACGAUGGAUCCUGAUGGAGAAGAUGGGCGACGGCGCCUUCAGCAACGUGUAUCGCGCCAAAGAUACCACCGGCGAAUAUGACGAGGUGGCCAUCAAGGUCGUCCGGAAAUUCGAGAUGAACAGCAAUCAGCGGGCCAACAUCCUCAAAGAAGUACAGAUUAUGCGACAGAUCGACCACCCGAACAUCGUCAAGCUCGUGAACUUCUCCGAAUCGCCCCAAUAUUAUUAUAUCGUGCUGGAAUUGUGCCCAGGAGGCGAAUUGUUCCACCAGAUUGUCCGAUUAACGUAUUUCAGCGAGGAGCUUAGUCGACAUGUCAUCGUCCAGGUUGCCGAGGCGAUUGAGUAUCUUCACGAGACGUCCGGAGUGGUACAUCGGGACAUCAAACCCGAGAAUCUUCUUUUCUACCCGAUCCCCUUCGUUCCGAGCAAGCAUCCCAAGCCUCGUCAGCCCGGCGACGAAGACAAGGUAGACGAGGGCGAGUUCAUCCAUGGUCAGGGCGCUGGCGGAAUUGGAAAGAUCAAGAUCGCCGAUUUCGGUCUCUCCAAGGUCAUCUGGGAUAGCCAAACGAUGACCCCUUGCGGUACCGUUGGUUACACCGCCCCCGAAAUUGUUAAGGACGAAAGAUACUCCAAGAGUGUCGACAUGUGGGCCCUCGGUUGCGUGCUCUACACCCUCCUCUGCGGUUUCCCCCCCUUCUACGACGAGAGCAUUCAGGUCUUGACCGAAAAGGUGGCCCGGGGCCAGUACACCUUCCUGUCGCCUUGGUGGGAUGACAUCUCCAAGUCGGCUCAGGAUCUGGUCUCGCACCUCCUGACGGUGGAUCCCGUCAAGCGUUUUACCAUCAAAGAGUUCCUUGCUCACCCGUGGAUCCGUGGGAGUAACGAGGAAACGAGCGCUGCCGAAGAUGCGCCCCCACUAGCGACUCCCCUCAGCACACGCCAGGCCCAACAAACACCUUUGGACGCCGUCGGAGCGGAUCAGGCCCCAUAUGCGCCCGCAAGCGCGCGCCUUGGAGACCUGCCCUCCGCCGGGCUGGAGCGUCCCAUGGAUUUCCGAUCUCCAGGUGCGAUCAACCUCCGCGAGGUUUUCGACGUUGGUUAUGCCGUCCACCGCCAGGAAGAGGAAGCGAAGCGACGCAAGAACUUCAAGCACGUCUACCGUGGAUCCAAUUCGACGGCCGGAUUCCAAUCCGCGCUGAACCCGCUUAAUGAAGACUAUGAUGAUGACGACGCCGACAUCGCCUAUCAGAGCAUUGCUGAAGACGAGUAUCCUCCUUCGAAGGUCCACAAGAGCACUAAUCAGGCAAAGGAUGUGGCUAUGAUGGAAGCCAAGUUGCGAUCGACCAACCUCGGUGCGGCUCCCCCCAGUCAUGCCGCGCAAGCUCGGCAAGCGAACCAGCCCCGACAACAACCACAGGGUUACGGACAACAUAGUGUCGCGGUUGCCACCGCCGCAAAGCAGAAGGCUGCUCAGUCAGCGCGGCAGCCAUUCGAGCUCAACUUGGGCAAUGCUUCGUUGCUAGAAAAGAGAACUAGACGACACCAACCUGUUAGCUGA
Messenger RNA from Aspergillus affinis, 1878 nucleotides. RefSeq names its product serine/threonine-protein kinase. Lineage: Eukaryota; Fungi; Ascomycota; Eurotiomycetes; Eurotiales; Aspergillaceae. The record is from RefSeq and is a predicted model, not a curated record. The transcript is spliced from 3 exons. The coding region runs from base 1 to 1878 and encodes 625 amino acids. Gene Ontology annotation, biological process: protein phosphorylation. Gene Ontology annotation, molecular function: protein kinase activity; ATP binding.